Molecule: messenger RNA, 3039 nt
Organism: Quercus lobata
Lineage: Eukaryota; Viridiplantae; Streptophyta; Magnoliopsida; Fagales; Fagaceae
Product: calcium-transporting ATPase 12, plasma membrane-type-like
Exons: 2
Coding region: 1-3039 (1012 amino acids)
Biological process (GO): calcium ion transmembrane transport
Cellular component (GO): plasma membrane; intracellular membrane-bounded organelle
Molecular function (GO): ATP binding; ATP hydrolysis activity; P-type calcium transporter activity
Source: RefSeq, a predicted model, not a curated record
AUGUCUUCUUUGAACUUUCAACAACAUAGCAAGAUAGCCAUUUGUGAUGAAGAAAGCAGGUUGAACUUCAAAACCCACAAGCAGAGAUGGAGGUUGGCUUACAUGGCGAUAUACUUCAUCAGGGUUCUUGUUUCUUUGUACAAGAAAGAUUUUAACAAGAAUGGCCCUCUCUUGGGCACUCUCUCUUACGUUGCCAUUGAAGUGCAGCCGCCUAUCCAUGAGGACUCUCCAAAUGCCAAACCUGUUCAGUUUCUAAAUGUUGCUCGGCAAAAGCUUGAUGACAUGGUAGGGGAUAAAAAUUCUGAGCUUUUAAAGCAGUUUGGAGGGGUAAAAGAACUUGUUUUACUUCUUGAAACUGAUGUAAAAGAUGGUAUAAAAGGUGACGAAGCUGAUCUUAUUCUUAGGCAGAACGUUUUUACUACCAAUAGAUACCAAAAGCUACCUCCAAAAGGCUUUCCUAGCUUUGUGUUAUUUGAAGUUUUUGAAGAUAUAACUAUUUGUAUACUUUUGGUAUGUGCUAUACUCUCUCUCGUUUUUGGUAUCAAACAAAAUGGAUUCAAAGAUGGGUGGUAUGGUGGUGGCAGUAUCGUUGUUGAUAUUGUUUUAGUUGUUCUUGUGUCUGCAGUGAGUAAAUUUGAGCAAUCAAGACAGUUUGAGAAGCACUCAACAAAGAGUAGCGAUAUCAGAGUGGAAGUUGUGAGAGAUGAGAGGCGCCAGCCUACGUCAAUCUUUGAGGUUGUUGUGGGUGAUAUUGUGUGCUUGAAGAUUGGUGAUCAGAUUCCUGCAGAUGGGUUAUUUUUAGAAGGGUAUUCCUUGAAGGUGGAUGAGUCUAGCAUCACAGGUGAAAGCCAUCACAUUCAGAUUGAUGAAAGGAAUCCCUUUUUGUUAUCAGGCACAAAGGUGAUGGAUGGAUUUGGUUUCAUGGUUGUGACUUCUGUGGGGAUGAACACUGCAUGGGGUAAGAUGAUGAGUUCAACAAGUUCUGACUUUAAUGAGGAGAUGCAACUGCAAGCACGCCUCAGCAAAAUAACAUCUCAUGUUGGGAAGGUUGGGUUGGCGGUGGCUGCGCUUGUUUUCGCUGUUUUGCUGAUUCAAUACUUCAAAGGGAACACUCCAAAUGAUGGAGUGAAUAAGGAUAAUGGCAGAAAGACUAAGUUUGUUGACGUAAUGAAUUCAAUGGUGGGAAUUGUCGCUGCUGCUGUCACUAUCAGCAUGGUGGCUAUUCCGGAGGGCUCACCUGUGGCUGUUACUCUGGCUUAUUCUAUGAAGUGCUUGAUGGCUAAUAAUGUAUUAGUCAGAAAACUAUCCGCUUGCCAGACAUUGGGCUCAGUCACAACAGUCUGCACAAACAAGACAGGCAUCCUUACACUAAACGAAAUGAGAGUAACAGAGUUUUGGCUUGGAAAGGAAGCAGUGAAGGAUGACACUUAUUUGGAUAUAUCGGGUGAUAUUAUUAAACUACUGCAACAAGCUGUUGGUUUAAACACAGCUGGUACAGUUCACAAACCACAUUCUACAUCACUUCCUGAGAUUUUUGGUUGCCCAACUGAGAAAGCAAUACUUUCUUGGGCCGUGUUUGAUUUGGGUAUGAAUAUUGAAGAAGUAAAGCAGAACAAUAAGAUAAUCCAUGUAGAGGCUUUCAAAUCAGAGAAAAUGAGAAGUGGAGUUUUGGUGGAGAAGAACAAUGGGAAGAAGAUUCACACUCAUUGGAAGGGAGCUGCAGAAAUGAUAUUGGCCAUGUGUUCAACUUAUUAUGACAGAACAGGGGUGCUGAAUGUAAUAGAUGAGGAAAAAGCACUGCAACUUGGGACAGUUAUUAAGAAUAUGGGAGAAAAAUGCCUGCAAUGCAUUGCCUUUGCCCACAAAGAAGUCGUAGAAGAAAGUGGACAGGUUAUUGAGAAAUUAGAAGAAAAUGGACUAACAUUAUUAGGGUUAGUUGGCUUGAAAAAUCCAUGUCGGCCAGGAAUCAGAACAGCUGUGGAAUCUUGCACAGCUGCUGGAGUGAAUAUCAAAAUAAUCACUGGUGACAGUGUGCAUACUUCAAGGGCUAUAGCUUUUGGAUGUGGGAUUCUCAAUCCUGAAGAGGAUUUGGACAGUGAAGCUGUAGUAGGAGGAGUACAAUUCAGAGAUUACUCACUUGAAGAGAGAAAUGAGAAGAUCGAUAAAAUCCGUGUAAUGGCCAGGUCAUCCCCUUCUGACAAGCUUCUGAUGGUACAGUGCUUGAAGGAGAAAGGACAUGUGGUUGCAGUUACAGGUGAUGGGACCAAUGAUGCACCUGCUCUAAAGGAAGCAGACAUUGGACUUUCCAUGGGGAUCCAAGGAACAGAAGUGGCAAAAGAGAGCUCAGAUAUAGUCAUCUUAGAUGACAAUUUUAUCUCUGUGGUGACACUGUUGAGGUGGGGAAGGUGUAUAUAUAGCAACAUUCAAAAGUUCAUUCAGUUUCAGCUCACAUUAAGCAUCACUGCCCUUGUCAUCAACUUUGUUGCAGCUGUUUCUUCUGAUAAGGUCCCAUUGGCUGCAGUACACACAUUGGGAGCUUUAGCAUUGGUCACUGAGAAACCAAUUGAAGAUCUCAUGAAACAGCCACCUGUUGGUCAAUUAGAACCUCUUAUAACCAAUAUCAUGUGGAGGAAUCUGAUUGCUCAGGCCUUGUAUCAGGUAACAAUCUUAUUGGUUCUACAAUUUAAGGGAGGAUUCAUCUUUGGUUUGGAUGAGAAAGUUAAGAGCACCCUCAUUUUCAAUACUUUUGUCCUCUGCCAAGUAUUCAAUGAAUUUAAUGCAAGGAAACUGGAGGAGAAGAAUAUAUUUGAAGGGUUACUUAAAAACAAACUGUUUUUAGCAACCAUUGGGCUAACCAUAGUUCAUCAACUGGUGAUGGUGGAGUUUCUGAAGAGGUUUGCCAAUACUGAGAGAUUGGAUUGGGGGCAAUGGGGUGCUUGCAUUGUACUUGCAGCAUUUUCAUGGCCAAUUUGUUGGCUCGUUAAGUGUAUUCCAGUUUCAGCCAAGCAGUUGGCAAACCAAAGAGAUUGUGCAUCGUGA